CCCCCAAAAUCAUCUCUCUUUCUGUUCUACGUCGGUGGGAAAUGGGACAGAUUUUUGUGAGUUUUGUAUUUUUGAUUAUCUUCUUAUGUAAAGCAAGUUGGGACAAGGAGCAUUUAUUUUGUGAUCGAUUUAAAGUACAGGAUAACGCUUUGGAUCGACACUUAUUUGCAAUGUUUAUACACAAUAUUUUUCCCCAUCUAAUUGCUUUUUUUUGUCUGCUGAAUAUUAACUGCAAACGAGUUUCAAAGCAUGUCAAGAAGGCCUUUGUGGGUCCACAACUUUGCAGUAGAUGACUGCCAUUAUUUUGGAUACACUUUAUGAAGCUGCUGUGUGGGAUUGUUGCAUUUCAAUAUAGAUGAGUUAGAUUGAUUCGAGUCAAAACCAGAUUGCUGAUCUCUCAAACUGAAAGGUAAAGAAGACAUGUUGCUGGGAGUUGGUAGUACUUUGUGGUCAUCCCUUCCAACAUACUGUUACUCUUAGCUAAUUAGAUGUUCAAUCCUAAAGUGAGUGAAUGUUUCUGCAGCUGUAUUUGAUGGUUAAGACAAAUAAAAUAUUUGUAGGAAGUCCUGUCUCUGUGUGAUUUGAAAGAAUUCUGUGAGUGUGUGUGUGUGUGUGCGCUCCUUGUUUCACUGGAUCUUGUAAAUGAGAAGUAUCCCGACCAGGUGUCACGGGUUCUAAAGAAUAGUUUUAUAACAGGUAAUUGCAUUCCUUUUCCUCAAAGCACUUCUGCAUACUUAACUUGAACUCUAUUUCAGUGUCGUCUGCCUUUCUCUGUGCAUCAAGUGUACGAAUAACGUGUCGCCAGUAAUCGAGAUAAAUCCGUGCUUUUGCAUCAACAUAACGUUACCCAGUUUUACCACAAUUACUGUCGAGCCUAAAGAUGAAUGAGUAGAAACAUCUGUCACUUUUUUAAGUGUAUGUAUAAGUGAUAUUUGUUUAUAACGGAUUUCUGUGAGUCAAUUUUAGAUACAAAGCUGGGUCACUUCAUGGUAAUGUAAUGUUUCAUUUAAAGGCUCUCUAUUUAUUUGGACUGUAAAGGCAAUUUAUAGAUUUCAUCCAUUACAUGUAUGUACUUUUAUCUGGUCAUUUAUGGAAAAAUGUUCUUUAGAUGUUGGAAGCAGGAAGGCGGUGUGUGUUUUAGAAAGUGUAAUGUCAGGGAAAUGUACAAUUUUGAAUACAAGAGCAGCUUUAAAGUAAUCAGCCAGGGCUGCCUCUGGAUUUUGAAAUCAUAUCUGUUUAUGUCAGGCAUUCAGUAAUUUCAUACAUUUAUUUCAUAAUUUGGAGACUGGAAACGAUACAGUUAAAUGUAUCAUAUUGACAGGAUAACAGCUGGUCUUCAUCAGUUAUUGCUCAGAUAGUUCCUGUAAAUGUAGUUUUGGAAUCAGAUGUAUUUCUUUUGCUGUUUCUGUUUGAUCGUUGUUUGAAUACUGGCAGAAAGAAGUUUUUCUAUAUUUCGCACUCAUAUUUCUACAUGAAAUAACAUGGUUUAGAGAAAGUCACCUGUAGUUGUGUGCUCAGUGUUACAGAAUAUUUGUUUUAAAUAUGUUUUCUUCUCGUCUCUUAUAGGUCCGGCUUGUUUCCUGCCUCCAGUGAAGGAAUAGGUAAAUCCCAACACACACACACACACACACACACACAGACAGACAGACCAUUGAAGAAAAGUAUUUUGUUUUUAUUUUGUGCACAAAGAAGUACAAUAUGUUUCAGAUCUUCAGGGCUUCGUACAAACAGUCGUGCUUCGUUUUGUAAUUUGCUCGAGCUUAAUAUUUGUGACGUUUGUAAAAUCGUUCAGUUUUCCACUGCUGUUAAUGUGCGUUCAUAAAUACAAAUACUUACCAAAGGAUCUGAGAUUGAGGUGGAUGACAUUUAUACGAUGGUGCUUUUCUCUGCCAUGCCCAAGGCUGCUCAUUACCAACACGAAGGGAAGGUAAUCAUUGUAGUGAUCCAGUUUUUUUUAACGGGGCUGAUUGCGGCCAAUUUGGGGAACGAAUACUCUGCGUCUCUUCUUCACUUUCUGGCCUUGUUCUGCUUUAGCCCAGUUUGUGGCCCACUUCUGUAUCUAGAAGGACAAUCGAUUUUGGGGCAAUUGUCAUUUGUUCUAAUGCAAACGUCCUCAUUUCCUCCCUAUGUGGUCAGGUGUUUUUUGUGUGCCCACUAGGGAUUUAGCCCUAAAUGUAUCUAAUCAGAAGUGUUUUAUUACAGCUUUGAUGCAUUAACAUCUGCUUUACAGAUCAAAGAUGAUGUCCCUUUGUAGAGUUAAUUGAAGAAGAAUCACUUCAUUUAAGGUUUGAGUGUGUCCUACAUUACAACCGUAUGGCCCAGAUUGCAGUCAGUACUAUUCAUGACGGUUUCCCAGAGUCACUGGAAUCUAAUAAUGUGUCUUCAGACUGAUCGAUGAGCCUGGAGCUAAUGCUCUGGCAGUGUGCGUCAGACGCAUAAUCUGAUAACGCAUCUCAAUAACUUCUUUUAGUUCAGAAAAUGUUCCCAGGAUUCCUUUUGAGUUUGUUGAUCUGCACUGAUCCCGUGUUUUUUUUCCCCCUCAUUGUUUGGACUCUCAAAGAAUGCAGUGGUGUUGUACACAAUGAUAAUUACAAAGAUGUGCUCAUGUGAUGAAGGUGAAAAAUGACUGAAAGGACUAUAAAGUGAUGGAACCCAACCUGUGGGUUCUGUAAAAUGAAUCUAAUUAAAUGAUGUUACAUGAAAUGGAACUUUUCUCAUAUUUAUUUUCUUUGUUUCUUGUUAAAUUCUUGACAUUUUUAAAAAAAAAUCCAAAAAAAUCUUCAAAUAAUGUAAAUGUUUAGUUUAAAUAUGUAAUGCUAACUUUAAAAAACUUUAUUUAAACUUUAUUCAACUUUAACAUGAAUCAUGGAUAAUAAUGUCACUUGGUUUAAAAGCGUCUGAGAGAUGUAAACAGACUCGUCCACUAGCAGAUCUCUUGGAACAGUCUGAUCCCCAAUGCAAACAUCUAUUGUUACCCAACAGUCGUUAUCGUUGUCUGUUUUGAGGUAAACCCGUUUGUCUGCUGAACGUAUGGAGCAAUUUAGUUAAAAAUAGAUGGACUUAUUUAUUUUUAUUUUUUUACAGCCUAUUGGCGCCGCCUCCCUGUGCGUAAAGACGCAUUAAGAAUUGGCACAGUCAGUAACUGAUAAUCCAGACAGGAGGUGGCUUUGGUGACGGCACAGCCUUCCAUUGAUGUUGUGAGGAGCGAGAGACAGCUGUGCAUUAACUUCUUUUUUUUAACUUAGCGCGUCUAAAUUGUCCCUCCUCGCAGAUCACGUUCUCCAUCCACGCGCCCUGCUCGCAGACAAAAAAAGUUUCCUGCGACUGUCCAAACGAGCGCGCGCUGGGGAUGGUUUCCGUCAUUAAUGGGAUUUCUCUCUAACCUGCAUCACCUGUGGGCGGUUGGACAGUGAGCCGGAGGGCGUCUGGAGGCUGGAUGGACAACAUGUCUCCGCAGCAGCAACAGGACAGCCUCAGCCGAGGCGGCGGACAGCAGGACAACAAACGGCGGACGAAGUCUCAGAGUUAUCGGCGGCAGUCCGCCCCGUCACUGGUCAUCACCAAGGCCCUCAUCAGGUCGAAGACCCUCUCCAGAGAGAGCUUCCUGGUUCCUGUGUGCCCAGAGACCUGCUCAUUGGUCCAGUCCUACCUCAGCGGCUCCGAUAGGUCGUUCCUUCUCCACGGACACGCUCAGUUGAAGACCGGGAUGCAGACCCAGGACAGACACCUCUUCCUGUUCAAUGACAUGCUGGUGAUCGCCAAAGCCAAGUCGGCCAAUCACUUCAAGCUGAAGACCCAGGUGUGUGUGUGUGAGAUGUGGACGGCGGACUGCAUGGACGAGGUGUGUGAGGGGAGCACGCACCCAGAGAGGAGCUUCGUUAUGGGCUGGCCCACCUGUAACUGUGCGGCUACGUUCAGCUCGGCAGAACUGAAGGACAGAUGGCUCCCCCUCCUCAAAAGUCGCAUAAGAGAAGAGAAAGAGAGGGAGGAACCUAAAACCAUUCCUCUGAGAGUGUACGGGAAGGGAAUCAAUACCUUUGCUGUUACCAAGAUGCUCCCGGUCAGCAACUCGGAUUCGACCAAUGAGGUGAUCCGACUGGCCCUGCAGCAGUUCAGCAUCAUAGGAAACGUGAAAGACUUCCAGUUGUGGGUCAUCUCCAAGAGGGACAACGCCCCCUACCCUCUGAUUGGUCAUGAGUUUCCCUUCAGCAUCCAGAUGAGUCAUGUGAGACACACGAUGUCUCCGGGAGGCGGCGGAAGGGAUGCCGACGGACAGAGGGCCAUGCAGGUGGAGCAGAUGCAGGUGUACAAGCAGUGCCAGUUCAUCAUGAAGCCGCGACCCAUUGAAACGCUGCACAUACCUGCAGAGUGGUCUCAGAAGCCAUUUAGAAGGAGGCGUUCCCUCAUCACCUGGGCCUUCUGGAGAGGCUCCUCCCCUCACCUGAAUGAGCUGUCCCUCGCCGGCGCGCCACGCGGCUGCCUGUUCGGCCUGCCGCUCAGCUCUGUCUGCGUAGAGGACGCUCUGCCAAAGCCAGUGAUGGACAUGAUGGCGUUCCUCUACCACGAGGGCUCGUGGACGCGGGGAAUCUUCCGACGGCCGGCGGGCGCUCGGGCCGUCAGGGAGCUGCGGGACUCUCUGGACGCCGGAGAGUUUCAACUCCCUCUGACAAGAGACCACGUCUUCCUCAUUGCCGGAGUCUUUAAGGAUUUCUUGCGCAGCAUCCCAAGCAGCUUGUUCUGUUGUGAGCUGCAUGAAGAAUGGAUGGAUGUGCUGGAGGAAGAGGAGGAGGAGGAGGAAGAACAAGUGCAGGACAUAAAGAGGAUGAUUUACCGCCUGCCCAAAGAAAAUGCCGUGUUGCUGCGCUACCUGUUGGCCAUGCUGCACGGCAUCCAGGGCAACGCCCACGAGAACCAGAUGACGACUUUCAAUUUGUCGGUGUGCAUCGCUCCCAGCAUGCUUUGGCCUCCUGGAGCCCCUUGUAGCCCUGAGGUGGAGGGAGAAGGAACCAAGAAGGUUUGUGAGCUGGUGAAGUUUAUGAUUGAACACUGUCAGCAGAUUGUGGGCGAGGAUCCGUCCUCCCUGUUUGGUGGGCCGCCACAGAGACUCAACACCGACGAGACGGGAUCAGACUCCUGGCUGUACCCUCUGACGGACUCAUCCUACGACAGUCUGGAGAACGAGUUGGACUGCAGCAGCGGCGGCUCCCAGGGCUUCUGCAGCAGAAGACACAUGAGACCCAAAACACAACAAGGCAGCCUGGACUCCAUCCUCACAUUCAGCGACUGUGACCAAGACACGGACCCAGAUAACCAGACCCAAACCGACAGCCCGCAGGAUCUGAAGUUACACCCGCUGGGGAGAACCAGCGGUAGAAGACCUAGCCAGGAUGAGCCAACUGUGGACACGUCCUCCACCCUGGAACUGCUGUCCCUGGAUGGUCGGCACAAACAGCGGCGACGCUCAGCUCCAGCUGUAGCAUACAAGUUUCGGCCGGGUGUUUCAGGGGGUACUGAUGGUCUCUCUAACAAACCUAGCAGCCACGCACUCACACACUCCAGAGGUGAGCCCGCCGCUCUGGAAGUGAGCUCCCCCAGCCUGUCCUCCGCCCCGACCUCCCCUGCACAGACCCGCUCCUCCCUGGACUCUCUCGACUCCCUGCGCUCCCCAAGCAGUGACGUCACCUGGGAGUCCAGACGUGGGCUUUACCCAACCAAAACACAGCUGCCCUCCAGUUCCCCCCCUUCCUCUGUACCCUGUAAACCCUUCACGAUAAGUUCUGCUGGUGGACAUCUAGACAUGGGGACUUUUAAAAAAGGCUCCCCUCCAAAAGAAGCACUCAACUGGGGGACCUUAAAAGGCUGCAGGGGCCUCCACCCAAACUCUUGGCUGAAGAAAGGCCGGAGGCUGUCACUAACCCAACAAGACACCUCGGAGAAGGAAGCGGAGGAGAAGACUGAGGGAGGAUCCACCGAUAAGUCGCGUACAUUUGGGAAACAUGUCCCAGAGAAAGGAAAAGCAAAACUAAUGUCCAGCAGCCAAGUCAAGGCCAAAACAUCCUGCAGAGCCUCAAAAGAUGCAGGACGCCAUGUGAAGGGGAGGUCUGGCCAGGAGCCCCACAAGCUCCAACAUCUUAAACACGACUCAUCCAGCCCCCCUUCCCACCACCGCUCUACAGGGAGUCUACAAUUUCCCAAGUCCCCCUGGCUCCCUUCAUCAGACUACCCGUUGACCUUUGUGCAGCUCAACACCACCAACACCCACGCGGCUGAAAGGGAAGUGAAUGAGCGGAAGCAACCGUCGCCAUCUUUAUUCUUUAAGCAGAGUGGACCGUCUCUGUCCCUGUUCAAGCAACACAAGUCUCACUCCGUGGAGGAGGGAUGCGACGCCAAGCUCUACAAGCGCCGGGGGUCAGAACCUGGGAGGCAGGUUGUGGACCGAGCCUCCGCCUUCACACGGGCGAGGCUGCCCAGCGACCCAGGACUGGAGGUCUCUGAGGUAGGUUCCUGCCUUUCUCCCAAUGCCACCAAUGCAGUGAGGGACUACUUCUCCUCUCACCCGCGCGCUAACCCCCAGAGCAGCCAACAGGUGACGCUCGCACUGGUGGAGAGUCGCAGGGAGUGGCUGAAGAGAUGCAGUGACCCCACAGCAGAAGCAGACUUUGACCAGCUUCUGUUUGCUGAAGAAUCUUAUGUCUGAUCGUUACUGGAGCACAUUCAUGCAGCAGGUCAAAUCUCUAAACUUCUGUUUUAUACUCUGCACCUUUAAAUGCAUGACUGCUUUUUGGUAGAACAGUUACAUUUUAAACUUUACCGAGAGCUUAUUGCCAUUAAGGGAAUGUGUUCAUCAGAUUUACAUGAUCAACAAUACAUUUAUGAAAGUCCAAACUGAUUGUCUUGGUAUCGAAUGCAUAAUGGAGCUAAGUUAGGUCAAAGUUAAAAUAUGCCAAUUUAAGCUACCUGGAGUUGCCUUCUUUUAUCAUGAACAAGCAGAAUCUCAUUCAAAAUGAAUCAAUGGAACUUAUAGAUUAAAUGGCUACGCAGUGUCAGGAUUACUUCUAUUAUUAAACAAACCUGAGAUUAGUUAAACGCAGAUGCUUUCUGCUGCAUCACGGUCACUCUGUUCCUGUAUUGUCCUUGAUCAUAAUAAGAACAUUGUUUUUUUACAAGGCCUGUAAUGUAAAUGUAAUCACUGUGACUUUGCUUUUUACACCAAAAGAACAGCUUGUAUAACGGUUUAGAACCAUCACUCCAUGUUACUGAUAUGCUCCAAAUUUUGUCAAAGCCAUGUAGUUAUUCACUAUUAAGGGUUUUAAUGGAAAAUUGUAAGAACUUACUUAACGCCUGUGCUUUUUUGUGUCGUCUCCACUGAAUUGCUUUUUGCCAACGCCGAUUAGAUUUUUCUGUGUCGAGUCUUUGUUCUCUAAAUAUUUGGUCAUAAACGACGUACAUUGUUAUGAGUCUUUUUACACUACACACAUUUCAAACGCUUCUCAGCAUUAGCAGUAGCUAAAUUUGUAAAUAUGAUCCCGGUUUUCCAUUUGUUGCCAACAAUGUGGUUAUACACGCCUGUAUUAAUCACCUAUGUCCUGUCGCAAUGUUUCUAUUAUGUACAUAUGAUCCCUUUACGCAGCUCGGAACUUUGUUAAAAUAGGCAACAAGACUGCUGCUUUAUAAUGUCUAUGCCUCCUUUACGUGUAUUUAAACGCUGUGUUAACAAGCCGAACAAACCUGCAUUUGCAAAUAAAAUGACCUGAAUAUAA
Messenger RNA from Anarrhichthys ocellatus (wolf-eel), 7760 nucleotides. Its product is annotated as rho GTPase-activating protein 20-like. The transcript is spliced from 16 exons. Gene Ontology annotation, molecular function: GTPase activator activity. Gene Ontology annotation, biological process: signal transduction; regulation of Rho protein signal transduction. The record is from RefSeq and is a predicted model, not a curated record. Lineage: Eukaryota; Metazoa; Chordata; Actinopteri; Perciformes; Anarhichadidae. The coding region runs from base 3437 to 6697 and encodes 1086 amino acids.